Molecule: messenger RNA, 2144 nt
Organism: Brachypodium distachyon (stiff brome)
Lineage: Eukaryota; Viridiplantae; Streptophyta; Magnoliopsida; Poales; Poaceae
Product: protein SUPPRESSOR OF GENE SILENCING 3 homolog
Exons: 6
Coding region: 95-1927 (610 amino acids)
Biological process (GO): defense response to virus; regulatory ncRNA-mediated gene silencing
Source: RefSeq, a predicted model, not a curated record
GAGAGAUUCCCGUUUCCCUUUAUCCUCACCUCUCCCUCUCUCUCCGGACUCCGCCUAAACCCCCACUCCGCGAGCCGCGGCCCAAACCCUCGCGAUGUCCGGCGAUCGCCGCGGCGGCUGGCCUCCAGGCAACGGCGACAGCUCUGGGAGUAGUUGGGAGACUGUUGAGAAGAAGAGGAAUUCACGGCAAGCAGCUGGAAGGGGACAAUGGGCACAAUGGAGUUCCUCCUCAAAUGCUCCUCCUACUACAGCACGGCAAGCUUGGAAUGGAAAUGGGUCUUCACGCCCUUCGGGAAACAAUUGGGCUCAACCUUCUGACCGUAGGCCUGCUGCCAGAGGUAAUCCCAGGCCACCAUCACAACCAGAAUUCCAAUCACAAAACUCAGCUGUGGCUCCACCUCUAGCAAAUGGUUGGCAGUGGGCAUCUAGGUCUCGCCCAUCUGGUCCUGAAAGCAGCAUGGAUGAUGUUCCUUCAUGUGGUUUAAACCCUGAGACAGACAAUGCUGAAGGUGAUACAUCAGAUGAAGAUGAAGACGAUGAUGAUGAUAUCAGUGAUGAGUACGAUUCGGAUGCAAGUGAAAAAAGUUUUGAGACUCGAAAAAUGAACAAGUGGUUCAAAAGUUUUUUUGAAGUCUUUGGUACCCUUAGUGUGGAGCAGAUACAUGAAAACUCUAGGCAGUGGCAUUGUCCGGCAUGCAAAAAUGGACCUGGGGCAAUUGAUUGGUUCAAAGGCCUACAACCUCUGGUGACGCAUGCUAGAACAAAGGGUUCUAAAAGGGUUAAGCUCCACAGAGAAUUGGCAGCAUUACUAGAAGAGGAGAUGUCCCGCAGGGGAUCUUCGGUGGUGCCAUCUGGUGAGCAAUUUGGGAAAUGGAAAGGAUUGCGAGAAAGCACUGAUCGGGAGAUAGUGUGGCCGCCAAUGGUGAUUGUAAUGAACACACUGUUGGAGAAGGACGAUGAUGAUAAGUGGUUAGGCAUGGGCAACCAAGAGCUUCUUGAUUAUUUCAGUGAAUAUUCUGCGAGUAAAGCACGCCAUGCCUAUGGUCCAUCUGGGCACCGUGGCAUGAGUGUGCUGAUAUUUGAAAGCUCAGCAGUGGGAUAUAUGGAGGCAGAACGACUGCAUAAGCACUUCGUUGCCCAAAGAACAGAUAGGGACGCAUGGCAACUUCGCAGGGUUUCGUUCUUGCCAGGUGGGAAAAGGCAACUGUAUGGUUUCUUGGCCAGCAAAGAAGACAUGGAGACUUUCAAUAGACACUGCCAAGGAAAAAGCCGCCUUAAAUAUGAGAUGAGAUCUCAUAAUGAGAUGGUAGUGGAGCAGAUGAAACUAAUGAGCGAAGAGAACCAACAACUAAAUUAUCUGAAGAACAAGGUGGUGAAGACACAGCAACACUCUAAAGCAGUAGAAGAAACCCUGGGUAAUGUUACCCAGAAACUUCGGGAGACUAUGCAAGAGAACAUCUUUGUCAGGCGUAAAGCCAAAGAGAAGCAUUCAGAAUACGAAGAAGAGAUGAAGUCUCAGGAGAAAUUUUUCCAUGAUCAGAUCGAAAACAUUCACAAGGCCACAGAGGAGAAAGAGAGCAAGUUUGAGAAGUUGCUACAGGAGGAGCGUGCAAAGGCUAGACAGUGUGAUGUGGAUUCUGGGACUACUGAAAAUCGUAGACUAAGGAAAGAACAGAUACAGUGGUUCAUAGAUAGCCAGGUCAAGGAUGUGGAGGAGUUCGAGGCUGAAAGAGAUGAACUCAUUAAAGCCCAUGAGGAGAAGAAGGUGAAGCUCAAGAAAGAGUAUAUGGCUAAGGAGCUGGAGCUGGAGAAGGAGCUUGAUGCCGCCGUCACUAGUCUGAUGGAGAAACACAAGCCAGGCACCUUUGGGGCCAAAGCUCGUGAAGAUCACCGUACAUUUCCAGCUCAGAACGAAUGUCUGAGAUGAUCCUUCUGGGCAACGGCUUCUAAAGUGCCAUGAUUAGGAAACCUGAACCUUUAUGGGGGUUUUAUGUCCGUGAUUAGGAAACCUGAACCUUUAUAGGUGUCAAGUAUCAGUAGCAUGUGCUAGAACCAAUGUCAACCUUGCAGUAAGCUUGGAAUGAAAAUCCCUACCCUCUACCAGACAUAUCAAUAUUAUCGUAUCAUUUCGCUCUUCUUCAGAA